This is a messenger RNA of Branchiostoma floridae (Florida lancelet), 2417 nucleotides long. Its product is annotated as ATP-dependent DNA helicase Q-like 1. The transcript is spliced from 2 exons. Bases 36 to 2249 code for a protein of 737 amino acids. Lineage: Eukaryota; Metazoa; Chordata; Leptocardii; Amphioxiformes; Branchiostomatidae. Gene Ontology annotation, cellular component: cytoplasm; chromosome; nucleoplasm. Gene Ontology annotation, molecular function: 3'-5' DNA helicase activity; four-way junction helicase activity; nucleic acid binding. The record is from RefSeq and is a predicted model, not a curated record. Gene Ontology annotation, biological process: telomere maintenance; double-strand break repair via homologous recombination.
AAAAGCUUUUAGACCAAAGUCACGACGAGUUGGACAUGGCAGCGUGCGGAGAAAACGUCGGAAAAGAGAGGAAAAACAUGGAUUCUGCGUGCCGAGCCUCCAGAGAGGGGAGGGUUCCAUGCCCUCACAAGGACUGCUUGGGUAAUGGCGAGUUUUACGUGAGCGGUGCGGGUCUGGACGUCCACUAUCGUGCGAGGCAUGGCAGCAAACCGGACGGAAACACCGAGAAGGCUGCAGAGAAAAUGCUCCACCGGCUUUGUUUCGCCGAAAUGAAAGAGAAACUCCUGGAAAUCGAGGCGAGUGAGCAAGCAGGUGAGGAGUAUACUGUGACAAGCGUGGCACUAACUGCAAAAAUCACAGCUACAAGACCCGAACAAGCUGCAAAAAAGGCAGGUAUAAUUCUUCAUGCUGGAGGCUUCCUUCACUCCUUCUCCAGUGCGCAGCCACCGUACCCUGUCAGUGUCCAGGGGAAAAACAAGGAGGUACACUAUGACCUCUGGUACAUUUUAAAGGUGCAAGACAACAUGAGGUUCCCCGCCAUUUUCUGCAAACCUACCUAUGUGAAAAUGUCACUGGAAAAGCAUCAGUCCCAGGAUGCUACCGCCAACAAUUCUACCUGCCUACCUAUCGGAGAAACAGACAUUGAGGACCCUUUGGAGGAAUGCCUCAACAAGGUGUUCAAUCUGCAAUCUUUCCGUCCAGGACAGAAAGAUAUCAUCAAUGCAAUACACACCGGGGAAAACACUUUUCUGGUUAUGCCGACAGGGGGUGGGAAGACACUCUGCUUCACACUACCAGCCCUCCUAAGGAAAGGUGUAGCAGUGGUGAUCGUUCCCUUGCUUGCCCUUGGAACAGACAUUCUGAGAAGGUAUGAAGAGAAAAGGAUACCAGCAGUCUUUCUAUCACAUCUAACUGCAGAGGUGACCCUCAACACUGUCAUCCAUGACCUCAACAGCAACACUCCAAAAACAAAACUGCUCAUAAUAACACCGGAAAGUCUUGUCAACAAGCCAGUGGUGUGGGGCUGUGUGGUAGGACUGAAAGAAAGGGGUCUUCUGGAGAUGGUGGUCGUGGAUGAGGCCCACUGCAUGGAUCAAAUGGGUCAUGAGUUUCGGCCCACUUAUCUACAACUUUCCAAACUUGCAGAACUCAAAACACAGAUCGUUGCUUGUACAGCCACAGCCACCCCAACAACAAAGCAGUUCAUCAUGACACACCUUCAGAUGGGGGAAUGCCGUACAUUUCAUAACUCGGUGGACAGAAGAAACAUCCAGUAUAGUGUAAGGUUAAAGGGAAAGACAAGGGAAGCUUGCCAUGGGCAGGUGUGUGAAGUUGUGUUGGAUCACAAGGAACAGUGUGGCAUUGUCUAUUGCCAGACAGUAAGUGAUGUUAAGGACAUACACUAUCACCUGCAAGAAAAUGGUAUAAAAACAGUUAAAUACCAUGGCACAGGCACAGGACAGAAUGAGCAGGAGGGGAGACAAAGUCUGUUGGACUGGCAAAGAGGCCUCAAGGAUGUACUUGUAGCAACAAAAGCUGCAGGGGCAGGGAUUGACAAACCGGAUGUAAGGUUUGUAGUUCACCUUGGAUGUCCAUCCUCUGUCCCAGAUUACUUGCAGGAGUCAGGUCGUGCCGGGCGUGAUGGAAGGCUGGCAGAAGCAAUCCUGUUCUAUAGCCCAAAAGACAAGGCUUUACAUGUCACAAGGAUAGGAGCCAUAGAAGAGGAAACAUACAGAGCCGGAGCUGUCAGAAGACUCGCUGAUGUUAUCAACUUCUGUGAAACAGAACUGUGCCGAAGAAAGGUUUUGUUAGAGGCGUUUGGGGAAGACACAACAUCAUACAAUUGCAACAAAACAUGUGACAAUUGCCUCAGUCUAACUGUGGCAAGAGAGGUUGUCCUGACCACAGAAGCUGCCAAUAUGGUGAGAUGCGUAUCUGCAAUCCGGCAUACUGUACCACAGCCCUCUUCAUCUCUACUGGCUAGAGUAUUCCUUGGACUGGGGACUGGGCAAGCGGUGAAAAAACAAAAGUUGGAUGAACUACCCGAGUUUGGUCUGGGGAAAAACUCUGGUUUCAACUUGAAAAUUUGCGAGAGAUUUAUACGCGCAAUGACUAGAGCAGAGAUUCUAGAAGAGGUGCUAGUGCCUAAGAGUACCACUCAAAAGUUUGCCUCUCUGCAUAUCCUCCCAGGGAGGAUGGCAGAGUCCACUAUUCGAAAUGAAGUACAUGUUACGUUAUUCAUAAGGUGAUUUUUUAUGUAUAUAUAUGUAUAUAUAGUCGUCCUAUGUAAGCUACUGAGGGCUGGAUGAGAGUUUAUACAUAUAUACAUGUAGGUCUGUCUUUUUCAAAGGGUAUCAAUCGUUCAAUUGCUACGAUUAUUGCUUUUCAUUGUAAACUUUUAUGUGUAUUAAAGUAUA